AUGUCAGGAACAAGGUCCACCGGUCACAAGACCCCAAACAUCCUUACACCACACAACCCUACUGCUUUUUCUUCUAUUCCGACGACUCCACCGCCAAUUUCAAUUGCUAUUAUUCCUGAUGAUCCAAACCCUUUCCGUUUGGGAACAAGAGAUCACCCUAAUUUUUUCAUUGUUCCAUCCCCUCUCACAAGACAAGACAAUUUUCAAUCAUGGAAACGAGUUGCCUCCAUCUCCAUCAGUGCCGAGAACAAAACUGCCUUCAUUGAUGGUUCUCUUCCCCGACCCCCUGCCAAUGACGCCAACCACUCGUCCAAGGAGCAGUGCAAUAACAUGGUCAUGGAUUGGCUUCUUCCGUCUGUGUCCAAAGAAAUCAAAGCAAGCAUCAUGUACAAUGUUCGAGUUGUUGAUAUGUGGAAUGAUCUCCAUGGAAGAUUCAAUCUAAGCAACAAACCAUGGAUUUUCCAGCUCAAGACCUCUAUUCAAAGUCUCAAACAAGGUGAUAACAAUGUCAACACUUUGCCCAACUCACUGCUUUCUAGGAUUAGCUUCAAGAAUAUCAGCCUUGCACUCCUUGCAUUUGUGGUUGUUCUUGGGGAGCCAUCUAAACUUCAUGAUUACUAUACAAUAGAUCAAAUCAUCCAAUUUCUAACUGGUCUCAGUGAUUCAUAUAGGCAGAUUUGGGCUCAAAUCCUGUUAUAUGAUCCAUUUCCUUCGCUUCGGAAGGUAUUUUCUUAUGUUGUCCAAGAAGAAAGACAAAGAUCUCUAGGUCUCAAUCUUGCUCCCAUCAAUGCUGCAGCCCCUGUUUCAUGA
This is a messenger RNA of Humulus lupulus (European hop), 810 nucleotides long. RefSeq lists its product as uncharacterized. NCBI's taxonomy places the organism in Eukaryota, Viridiplantae, Streptophyta, Magnoliopsida, Rosales, Cannabaceae. Bases 1 to 810 code for a protein of 269 amino acids. The record is from RefSeq and is a predicted model, not a curated record. The transcript is spliced from 2 exons.